AUGUUGAUGCCUCGGAAGCACAUGCGUCGUGGCGGAGACACGACCUCAGACCCCAACCAUGGUGUACGGCAUAGACGUGGACGACCUAUGAAACGAGUAAACCAGCUCAAGCCUUCUCGCACAGCUCGAACCCUACGAGCCAACCUUAUCCGCGAACAGCUCACAGGAGAGAUCGAACCUCGAAAGAAAGUAUCCGCUCUCGAAUCACUGCCAGUUGAGAUCAUCGAGCAGAUCUUUUUCCAUUGCUUGGAGUUGAAUCUCCCUAGGGCAUCGGUACAUCUAGCCAGAGCUCUGUCCAGACCUUCCGUCUAUUCCGUACUGGUCCUAUUCGCCUUUUUUGAAGCAGAUGAAACGAGUCACGUGGAGACUCGCCACUUCUCGCCUGCAACUUUCAGAUUGAUUGGAUUCGACGAACAGCGACGUCUACAGGAAGCCAUAUUGGUCACCAGAUGGUGCACUCCCGAAUUUCUCCAGUUUUGCGUCCCGGCGCUGAACAGAUUGGCCAUGGUCCGACACUGGCACCGUGAAAGAGAGCUGUUGACGGCUGCAAGAUCUGCAGGGAUCCUCUGGACGCGAGGUGGUCAAUCUGCCCAGCUUCCCGACCUCGAUAUCCUUCUCCCAGCGAUUGACGAUGAAAUCGGCAUACAAGAGUACUUCGGCUUGGGGUUAGCCAUUCCAGACAUACAUUGGCUUGGGGCAGUGACAUAUGAUAGCAUAAAUACAUCACCCUCCCUAUUCAUCAAGACUACGUAUCUCUCAGAUCUCCCGGUCCGGUCUCAGCCACAACCUAAAGAGGUCUGGCUCGAGCGUGUGAUGGAGAGUGUACUCGCAGUACACACCAUUCCAGAACACCUCGUGCGCCGAAAAACAUGGACGUACAGGGAUGUCGGACUCCUCCGACUGUUGCUCCGAGCCCUGGACAUCAGAGAUAGCAGCCUGCCGGAUAACAAGGACUGGGGUCCCAUCCGGAGGGGUCCUUCGCCGCAAGCAACAUUCGAGGGCAUGGCGAAUGCCGUCCGAGAGGGUAACAGAAUGGCUCUUGAAGUGCUGAUCGACGUAUAUAACUCGAUCGUGAAGCUUGAAUACCCGAACCAGCCACUGCCGUUGCGACUAUUCCACCUGGUAUGCGAAAGAGGACAAGACCCCACGAAAGGGACAGACCUGCAAGGAAGCAUAAUUUCCCUCCUACUGGACAACGCCGCCGAGCAAGUCCCCGCGGAUGACGAGAUCCUCACGCGCUGGGCUAUCCACGUGACGAACCCGGCCGCCACAACAAAGCAUCAUGACAUUACCGUCGCUACUGCAACCAGGUUGCUCCAACACAUGGAGGACCAAGGGCGGCCGUCGAACGAUUUGGCCGAUCAUGCCGUUAGUGCUUGA
This is a messenger RNA of Fonsecaea pedrosoi CBS 271.37, 1380 nucleotides long. RefSeq lists its product as uncharacterized. The transcript has a single exon. Bases 1 to 1380 code for a protein of 459 amino acids. NCBI's taxonomy places the organism in Eukaryota, Fungi, Ascomycota, Eurotiomycetes, Chaetothyriales, Herpotrichiellaceae. The record is from RefSeq and is a predicted model, not a curated record.